This is a messenger RNA of Theileria parva strain Muguga, 1320 nucleotides long. RefSeq lists its product as uncharacterized. The transcript has a single exon. NCBI's taxonomy places the organism in Eukaryota, Apicomplexa, Aconoidasida, Piroplasmida, Theileriidae. Bases 1 to 1185 code for a protein of 394 amino acids. The record is from RefSeq and is a predicted model, not a curated record.
AUGGUUAAACUUAAUAUUUUAUGUCUGUUAGUUAUACUAAUUUUAUAUCACAUAAAGAUCGUAUCUUCAAUAGUAUUUGACAUAAAAAAUAUAAGUAAUUCAAAAGUUGAAGUAGUAAGGACGGUUGAAAAUGGAAUGACUAAGACUGUGAUAUACUCAACACCGGAAAGGAAAAUAACAGAAGUACGUGAUGGAUAUAAAAUAAUUUGGAUGGCAGAUCCGGGUGAAUAUCUUAAAUGUCUUAAUUAUUACGAAUUUCUAUGGAAGAAAAAUAUACUCAUAAGUGUAGAAUCAAAUAAUCCUUCUAAAGAUAUGUCAUUUUUUUACAAAAGGGGAGAAAAUUAUCCACGUAUCGCUGGGGUUAAUUUUGUAGUAAAAUUUGAAAAAAAUCUUUACCACUCAACUAAGACCCCCAAGAAACGUAAAGAUGAUACUAAAAAAGGGGAAACAGACAAGAAGCCUAAAAAACGCAAAGCCGAAACAGAUGAUACUGGGGAACCAGAAAAGAAGAUUAGAAGUCAACCAAAUGAAACAACUGAACCACAACAACAACCACCAUUAGUACCUGAAACCAUUCAUUUUGAAAUUUCAGAUAGUGAGGAUGAAACUAUUGACCAAUAUGAACCUCUUGAUUUAUCACAACAUUUUAAAAAACCCACUCAGCCUUCUCACCCAUUUGCUCCUCAGAGUAUUCAUUUUGAAAUAUCAUCAGAUGAUGAUGAAUUUGACGAUGACGAAGAAGAGCCUCUUGAUCUAAGCAUUCAUCAAGAACCUCUUGAUUUAAGUAUUAAACCGAAGCCUACUGAAACCACAACACAACAACAAUUAGUACCAGUAACCACAACAGUAGAAAUGGAAUCAAAUAAAGAUACCCAAAUAGAAGAGUCAACUGAGGAACAUAAGAAACAACAGAGAAAAUUUUUGAUGGAGAGUUUAAAAAAGAAAAUUCAACAUAGAAUAGAAGGCAAAUCUAAAAAAUUAGGGCCCGAAACCAUUCAAUUUGAAGUGUCAUCAGAUGAAGAAGAGAGUGAUAUUUCAGAUAAAGAACUCCUAUUUUCAUCAUCUGAUACGGAAGAUGAACCUGAAUUAAUAUCUGAGCAGACCCCAAUGAUAGUAAUUUCAGAUAGUGAGGAUGAACAAGAACCAGGCAAAAAAGGUGAUCUACCAGAUAAAGAAAAAUCUUAAUAAGUGUAAUCGAAUGAUAACUAUAAAAAAUUACACCCUAGAGAUUUUCCAAUAAUUAAAUACCAAAACCUAUUAAUAACAUAUUUAAAAGAUAAAUUGUGACAUAUUAAUUUAAAUGAGCUGAUAAUUAUAUUU